AUGUCUGCACCUUCCUAUCUACCUCCCCGUCAAGCACCGCACUCCCGCAAUAGGGAGCCAAAACUAAGUGUGCACCUCAAAAACAGCACCAUUGUCGCCUCAAUCAUGCGCCUCGUCUACUUCUUCCAAGUCUCAAACCUCGACCCCACCUACACACUCACCCCCAUCGCCUUCACAACAGCCGCCGAACAGUUCCUCGGCAUCAUCUGCCCGAGCCUCCCGACCCUGGCCCCCAUCAUCCGCGUCACGUGGGAGAUAACCAGCAGCCUAGGCAGCGCCCGAAGCAAACCAACCUCGAACUACUCGGACUCGAAAAUGGCCCCGCCGGACAAAUGGGCCCAGAGCAACAAUGGCGGCCGCUCCCGGAAAGGCAGCAGUGCCAGUUGGUGGAGAAGAGGCAGUGCGAAAAGGGCGCCCGAUGAGAGCGAUGAGACGCUCGCGAAGAAGGCGAGCGGUGAGGCGCUGUUUUUUAAUGGGCAGCCAUUUACCAAUGAGCAUCAGACUAUCACGAGUAAGAGGCUCGAUCCGAGGUUUGCGGAUCUGGAAAUGGGUACUACGACGGAUGCGGUCAGGAGUAUUAGUGGGGAUGAGACGCUGGAUGAUGGGGAGAGUGGGAAGCAUGGGUUUGAGGGCUUGCCGAGUGGGGCGAUCGGCGUGAAGCAGGGGUUUAAGGUCGAGGAUAAGUAG
This is a messenger RNA of Bacidia gigantensis, 687 nucleotides long. RefSeq lists its product as uncharacterized. The transcript has a single exon. The record is from RefSeq and is a predicted model, not a curated record. Bases 1 to 687 code for a protein of 228 amino acids. Lineage: Eukaryota; Fungi; Ascomycota; Lecanoromycetes; Lecanorales; Ramalinaceae.